This is a messenger RNA of Angiostrongylus costaricensis, 2853 nucleotides long. NCBI's taxonomy places the organism in Eukaryota, Metazoa, Nematoda, Chromadorea, Rhabditida, Metastrongylidae. The record is from the annotation of a GenBank genome assembly.
AUGAAACAGCUUACUGCGAAAGAAGUGCGAUCGACAUUCAUCGAUUUUUUUAAACAAAAGUCGCAUUCCUAUGUGCACUCCUCGUCUGUGAUUCCACACGAUGAUCCAACACUGCUGUUUGCCAACGCUGGAAUGAAUCAGUUCAAACCACUGUUUUUGGGCAUUGCUGACCCAAAUAGUGACUUGGCCAAGCUUAAACGUGCGGUUAAUACACAAAAGUGUAUUCGUGCCGGUGGAAAACACAAUGAUCUGGACGACGUUGGGAAGGACAUUUAUCACCACACAUUCUUUGAAAUGCUUGGAAACUGGUCUUUUGGUGAUUACUUCAAGAAAGAAGUUAUUACCUGGGCGUGGGAACUAUUGACUAAAGUCUAUGGAAUACCAGAGCAUCGUCUUUACGUAUCUUACUUCGGUGGAGAUGAAAAAGCUGGUGUUUCAGCUGAUAAUGAAGCAAGAAACAUAUGGCUUAGUCUUGGCUUGCCCGAAUACCGCAUUCUACCCUUUGGAAUGAAAGACAACUUUUGGGAAAUGGGUGAUGUCGGUCCUUGCGGUCCAUGCUCAGAAAUUCAUUACGAUCGGAUAGGUAAUCGUAACGCAGCUCAUCUGGUCAACGCUGACGACCCUAUGGUAGUCGAAAUCUGGAACCUCGUAUUUAUCCAGUUUAACAGAGAAGAAGGUGGUAUUCUCCGUCCUCUUCCAGCAAAACAUAUUGAUUGUGGCCUCGGAUUAGAACGCUUAAUUGCUGUCAUCCAAGGGAAGACGUCAAAUUACGACACCGAUAUUUUCCAGCCGAUUUUUAAAGCAAUCGAAAAGGGAACUGGGAUCCGAGAAUACACAGGUAAAGUUGGAGCAGAUGAUGUUGAUGGGGUCGAUAUGGCCUAUCGAGUUGUGUCUGACCAUAUUCGAACUCUCACUAUUGCACUUUCGGAUGGAGGCCGACCUGAUAAUACGGGACGAGGAUAUGUCUUGCGACGUAUUCUUCGAAGAGGUGUUCGCUAUGCUACUGAAAAGCUUAACGCUCAGCCUGGGUUUUUCUCUUCCCUGGUUCCUGUCGUAAUUGACAUUUUGGGAGAUACCUUCCCGGAACUGCAUAAUGAUCCAGAGACGGUUCAAGACAUCAUCAAUGAUGAAGAGAAGCAGUUUUUGAAAACGCUUAGUCGUGGUCGCGUACUGUUCCAACGCGCUGUAUCGCAAUUGGGAGCCAAUAUAAAGACUUUUCCCGGUGACGUUGCCUGGCGAUUAUAUGAUACGUAUGGAUUUCCUGCUGAUUUAACACAACUAAUGGCUGAGGAAAGUGGUCUCUCCGUAGAUCAGAUCGCUUUUGAGGAAUGCAGAAAGAAGGCGGUGGAAAUGUCAUCUGCUGGUAUUGGUAAAUUUCGCGACACUGUGGACCUGGAUGUUCAUGCUCUCGCAGAACUUCAACGGAGAGGCGUGCCUAUGACGGACGAUUCAUUUAAAUACAAAUACAGCUUUGACGGCUCAUUUUCGUCAUGCACUGGUAAGAUAUUGGCGAUUCGUAGUGAUGGGAACUUCGUCAACUCAAUAGAAUCUGGAGUCGAAGGAGCUGUACUCCUUGAUAAAACGAAUUUCUAUGCCGAGCAAGGAGGUCAAAUUUAUGACACUGGUGUGCUUUCGAACUGUUUUACGGCAGUGAUAUUUUUGUUUGAUCUUAAAGACUUUGUGGUUUCUAAUUGUCAAGUUCGUGGAGGGUACGUCGUUCUCGUUGGUUCAACAAAUGGAAAACUUUCUGUUGGAGAUACGGUCAUACAGAGUUUUGACGAAGAUCGAAGAUCAUUGAUUAUGAAGAAUCACACCGGCACUCACGUGUUAAAUCAUGCUCUUCGAUGCGUUUUGAUCAAUUCUGAUCAAAAAGGAUCUCUUGUCGCUCCAGAUCGCCUUAGGUUUGACUUCACCAGCAAGCAGGCCAUGACGAUACAGCAGGUGCGCGAAACUGAAGAAAUUGUGCAGUCCAUCAUAAAUACUCGUCAAACUGUGUUCGCUGAAGAGGUUCCACUGGCCCAGGCUCGUGAAAUCAAUGGCCUGAGAGCAAUGUUUGACGAGAACUAUCCUGAUCCUGUACGAGUUGUCUGUGUUGGCGUUCCAGUUCAACAACUUCUCGAAAAUCCCAAGAGUGAUGCUGGUUUGAAAACGAGUGUGGAGUUUUGUGGUGGGACGCAUCUCCAUAAUGUUGGUCACAUUGGUAAUUUCGUAAUCUCAUCCGAAGAAGCGAUUGCAAAAGGAAUUCGACGGAUUGUUGCGUUAACUGGACCGGAAGCUGAAAGAGCAAUUCAUCGAGCGGAGAGGAUGGCUGCUAGAAUGGAUUCAGAGAAGUUCAAAGCAAUGUCGAGGCGUAUCCAAGAGCUAAUUGACGAAGUUAAUGGAGCACAGUUACCGUACUGGCGAAAAGAUGCUAUCCGUGAGCAAGGAAAAGCAGCUCAAAGAACACUGGACGGUUACAAGAAAUUGGCAGAUGCUGCUAUCGCAGAGAAGGUUGUCUCUGAAGCGAAAGAACUAGCUCAAAGAGAACAGCAAGAUGUGGUCGUGCACGUAUUUUCUGCAGGGGCCAGCAGUAAGGCUCUUGAUAACGCCUUGAAACAAUUGAAGAGUUCAAAAGCAGUGAUGGGGUUCUCCGUGAACGAAGAAAAUGGGAAAGUGCUUGUACUAGCGAGAGUUGACAAGUCAUUGGUUGAUGAGGGAUUAAAAGCAAAUCUUUGGGUUAACGAAGUAUGUGCGGUCCUUGGUGGACGCGGUGGAGGAAAGGAUGCAAAUGCACAGGCGACCGGUGAGAAUGUUGACCGAUUAGAAGAGGCAGUUCAUUUAGCCCGUAAAUUUGCCCAAACUGUCAUAUCCUGA